AUAAGAUUUAAUCUCCAGAACAGAGACGUAUCUAUUAGAGGAAUUAUUAAGCUGAGAUGACCACAAGCCCAAAAUUUUAUACCGCUGACAAUAUGUUACAUGCCGAACCGUUCCAGUUCCUUUCUUUCUGAAAGAAAAUGAUUUUCUUAUUUACUUUGCUUUAGCAUUGCAUCUGAAGUAUAAAUAACUCCAAUAAAUAUAAUCGACCGAAACACCAUGCUCAGUCUAAGACAUCUAGCACGAUUUUCAUCUACACGAACGUACAGUCCAUGUAUAACACUGGCAAAACAUUUUCACGACGACUUUACGAAAGAUCCGUCGAAAUUCGAACCCCAACGGAAUGACAAAUUGAGGACAACCACUCCGGCUGUUGCAUCCAAAUUUAAUGUAUAUAGCGACGAAAACGCUCCGGUUAUCUUUGAUGUCGACGAGGAAAGACAACGGAUAUCUGAGGAUAUCGCUGAAACAGAUGAUCUGUUGGACGACGUAUAUGCCGGCUUAAAUUUAGAAAGAGGUGCAACUGGUGUCUUCGAAAUAGAAGAUUUAGUCGAAGUUUUAAGACGUGAGAAUGCAGUAAAUAUCUUCGUUUGUACAGUGCCAAAACAUCUAAAAUAUGUCGACUAUCUCUGCGUCGUCAGUGGUCGCAGUCAUCGGCAUCGAUUAGCGUUGGCUCAAUUCGUUCGGAAACUGUUUAAAAUAAAGAGACACCGCGGCGAUGUGCUGCCGAAAAUUGAAGGUGAAAAGAGUAAAACGUGGAUGGCAUUGGAUCUAGGUAACAUUGCCCUGCACAUAUUGUCGGAAAAUGCGAGACAUCAGUAUGAUAUUGAAUCGCUGUGGAGUGUUGGCCGAGAGUUCGAUCUUGAGUGCAAUAAACCAGCUGAUGAUGUUGUCGAAUUGCUAGAAAAUCACACAUUAUUUUUGAAGGAUUUGAUGCCGAAUACCAGUCCACCCAGCACAUGAACAUUUUGUAUACGUAGGAAAUGUGAAUAAAGAGUAGAAAGGGCAGACA
Messenger RNA from Bradysia coprophila, 1009 nucleotides. It is a transcript of the gene RsfS312, whose product is annotated as ribosomal silencing factor RsfS-like protein, 312. NCBI's taxonomy places the organism in Eukaryota, Metazoa, Arthropoda, Insecta, Diptera, Sciaridae. Gene Ontology annotation, cellular component: mitochondrion. The record is from RefSeq and is a predicted model, not a curated record. Gene Ontology annotation, biological process: negative regulation of translation; negative regulation of ribosome biogenesis. Gene Ontology annotation, molecular function: ribosomal large subunit binding.